AUGGUGAGAGGCAGUGUUGUGUUGUUGUUGUCAUGGCUAUUUUUGACCGCUUCGAGUCGCGACAAAACAUUCCGGGCAGGCGGAGCCGCUGCGAUGCGCGCCGCCCUGUGGACCCGCCCGAUUAGAGUGCAGCCAAUCUCCGGUUUUACGUCACGUGUGCCGUCCAAAAGUCUUGGCGCUUGCUUUAGUCGGCGGUUUGACAUGGCGAACAUGUGCAUUAUUGUUGCAUACAUCAAGAACGAAUCUGUCAAUAACAACAGCCUGUAUCAAGGCUGCCGGUUUGCAAUCAUGUCCGGCAGAGCUCGGCCCAUCGAGAAGUUUGCUCAAGCCGCCGCGCAGUGCUCCACCGAGGCCGCAGCGUAUGGCAAAUGUGUCGUUGCCGACUACAAUGCCGUUCAGAAAGACAUGUGUGCUAAGGAAUUUAUGAGACUAAAGGAUUGUUUCUUGGCCGCCUCCAAAAAGAAAUAA
This is a messenger RNA of Talaromyces rugulosus, 468 nucleotides long. RefSeq lists its product as uncharacterized. The transcript has 4 exons. Gene Ontology annotation, biological process: mitochondrial respiratory chain complex I assembly. NCBI's taxonomy places the organism in Eukaryota, Fungi, Ascomycota, Eurotiomycetes, Eurotiales, Trichocomaceae. Gene Ontology annotation, cellular component: mitochondrion. The record is from RefSeq and is a predicted model, not a curated record. Bases 1 to 468 code for a protein of 155 amino acids.